Molecule: messenger RNA, 1596 nt
Organism: Sorex araneus (European shrew)
Lineage: Eukaryota; Metazoa; Chordata; Mammalia; Eulipotyphla; Soricidae
Product: UDP-glucuronosyltransferase 2B31-like
Exons: 6
Coding region: 1-1596 (531 amino acids)
Molecular function (GO): UDP-glycosyltransferase activity
Source: RefSeq, a predicted model, not a curated record
AUGCCUAUGAAGUGGGUUUCAAUUCUUCUGCUGCUAGAGCUGGGUUGUUACUUCAGUUGUGGGAGUUGUGGAAAGGUGUUGGUGUGGCCCACGGAAUACAGCCACUGGAUCAACAUAAAGACAAUCCUGGAUGAGCUUGUGAAGAGAGGUCAUGAAGUCGUUGUUCUGACAUCUUCAGCUUCCAUUCUUGUAGAUCCCAACAAAACAUCCACUAUUAAAUUUGAGGUCUACCCAACAUCUAUAUCUCAGGAGGAUUUUGAGGAUGCUUUCAAGAAACUCAUUGAUUUAUGGACAUAUGACAUGGCGCAAAGAUCAUUUUUGACAUAUUUUUCCAAAAUGCAAGAUAUCACUUGGGAAUAUUAUGAUAUAAUUGAACAGCUUUGUAAAGAUGUAGUUUUCAACAAGGAACUGAUGAAAAAGCUACAGGAAUCAAGAUUUGAUGUUGUUUUGGCAGAUGCUGUUGGACCCUGUGGUGAGCUUCUAGCUGAAGUACUCAAAGCCCCUUUAGUGUACAGUCUCCGCUUCUCCUUUGGCUCUACAAUUGAAAAGUAUGCUGGAGGACUUCAACUCCCACCUUCCUAUGUGCCUGUUGUUUUGUCAGAAUUAAGUGACAAACUGACAUUCAUGGAGAGAGUGAAAAAUAUGUUAUAUGUGCUAUAUUUUGACUUUUGGUGCCAGUUGUUAAAUGAGAAGAAAUGGGAUCGGUUUUAUAGCGAAGUACUAGGAAGACCUUCUAAGUUAUCUGAGCUAAUGGGGAAUGCUGAUUUCUGGCUCAUUAGAACAUACUGGGAUUUUCAGUUUCCUCACCCAAUCUUACCAAAUUUUGAAUUUGUUGGAGGACUGCACUGCAAGCCUGCCAAGCCCCUGCCCAAGGAAAUGGAAGAGUUUGUUCAGAGCUCUGGAGAAAAUGGUAUUGUGGUGUUUAGUCUGGGGUCAAUGGUCAGUAACCUGCCUGAGGAGAAAGCCAAUAUGAUUGCAUCAGCCCUCGCCCGGAUUCCACAAAAGGUUAUCUGGAGGUUUGAUGGCAAGAAGCCUGAUACCUUAGGGGCAAAUACUCGGCUGUACAAAUGGAUCCCCCAGAAUGACCUACUUGGUAAUCCCAAAACCAAAGCUUUCAUCACUCAUGGUGGGACCAACGGCAUCUAUGAAGCAAUCUACCACGGGGUGCCUAUGGUGGGCAUGCCCCUGUUUGCAGAUCAGCCAGAUAACAUCGCUCAUAUGCAGGCCAAGGGGGCAGCUGUCAGGGUGGAUAUAAGAACAAUGUCAAGUUCAGAUUUGCUCAAUGCAUUGAAGACAGUCAUCAAUGAUCCUUUGUAUAAGGAGAAUGCGAUGAAAUUAAGGGCAAUUCAACGAGAUCAGCCAGUGAAGCCUCUGGACAGGGCGGCCUUCUGGAUCGAGUUCGUCAUGCGCCACAAAGGAGCCAAACACCUGCGGCCCGCCUCCCACGGCCUCACCCUGCUCCAGUACCACUCUCUGGACGUCAUCGGCUUCCUGCUGGCCUGCGUGGCAGCUGCCCUGUGGCUCAUCACCAAAUGCUGCCUGUGCUGUUGCCGGGUGUCUCCAAAAUCAGGGAAGAAGAAGAAAAAGAGGCACUAG